Molecule: messenger RNA, 2528 nt
Organism: Closterium sp. NIES-67
Lineage: Eukaryota; Viridiplantae; Streptophyta; Zygnematophyceae; Desmidiales; Closteriaceae
Source: the annotation of a GenBank genome assembly
CACCCACCCAUAAUUCAGUUCCCUGAACUGGUCUGAAGUCGAGCAGGCUUGUCAGAUGCGCAAGCCUUCUCCGCGUUAGCUACGACAGUAAUUUCGAAUCCCUGGAAUAGGAAUGUUGACAUGGAGUUUCUACGAUCGCGAUUGCGUCAACGGAAACUUCCGCUGUCGCAACUCGAUCUCGCGGAACCUCCAGUUUCGCAAAGCAACGAGCGGGUUACCAGCAGCGUUCGCACACUGAGAUUCGCGAGGAAUCUGAUCCAGAGAAUACGAUGGCUGUCGUGGCGAAAUCUGAUUCUCGCAUGUUUCGCCACAUUUCUCCUUAUUUACGUGAUCCGCUUGUUCAUAUGGGAUAGCUCCUGGGGAUGCGAUCGCCUACCAAUGGUCUCUGCCGCCAACUGCUGGUGGAGCGAGCCCAAGGACGUCAAGGCCCACUUCAUCUACGUCUACGAGCUGCCCAGACGUUUCAAUGGCGACCUGACGGACCGCCUCACCUCACACCACCUCUCCGACUUCCACUUAGACAGCCUCCUUUUCAGGGCCCUCCAGCGGUCCAACAUCCACCGCACAGUGGACCCCGAGGCCGCCUCGCUCUUCUUCCUCCCCGUGCUGCCCAUGCUGCACCUCGCUAUGCGCCUCCCGUCCCUCCAACCCCCCUCCCUUACCUUGGCCGCCGCCGCAGCAGGGGCAGGGGCAGGGGCAGGGGCAGGGGAAUGGGGGGCAGCAGCAGGGGUUGGAGCAGGGGCAGCAGCCAAGGGGCUUGAGCUGUCGCUGGAGCAUUGGGAGGCUUUGUCAGAUACUGGGCGCUAUGUGGGGGAGGCGCUACUUUAUGUGCAGUCACAUUACCCCUACUGGCGCCGCAGCGGGGGCAGCGACCACUUCAUCAUAGCAUCACACCCUUUCGGCCGAUGCGGCAUUCUCCCCUUUGUGAGCCCCUCUGUGCUCGGCUCUCUCUUCACCCUCCAGCCCUCCGCCUACCCUGACCUCCUCUUCCGCUCCGUCCUCCACCUCAGCCCCUCCGCUGCUGCUGCCAGCAGAAUAAGAGCCGCAGCUGCAGCCAGCAGCAAGCACACUGCUUCUACUGCCGCUGCUGCUGCUGCUGCCAGUAGGUUGAGAGCUGCUCUCGGUAGGAAGAAGCAGCAGCAGGGGCAGCAGGAGGAGGGAGAGAGGGCCGAGGGCAAUAAGCGGCAGGGGCUAGCAGGGAGAAAGGAGCCGAAUAAGCAGCAGGGGCAAAAUGGGGAGAGAAGGGGAGGGGGAAGUGGGAGGGGGGGGCAGGAAAGAGGGGGGGGAGAGAGGAGGGGAGGCUUGGGGAGGUUGAAGGGGAGGAAGCAGCCAGAAGCUGUGGAGAUUGACGAGGGCAUGCACUGCGCACUAUACGGCCACGACGUCGUCAUCCCCCCUCUCCUCCCCCUCACCCCCCCCAUCCCCCCUGAUGUGCGCAACCGCUCCACUCCCGUGCUCGUGCUCCUCGGCCCCCCUGCCUCUCCUUUCCACGCCAAGGGUAUCUUGAAUGGGGGCCUUUCGAGGCGCCUUUUAGGUGAAGGCAUGGGCACGCGAUUAGGAGGAGGUGGCAAUGGUGAUAGGGGUGGUCUUUGGAAAGAGGCAGAAGCAGAUGAUGCUGUGGCAGCUGGGGAGUCAAUUUCUGAGGCGCCUAAGAAAUAUACAAGGCGUAGCUCAGGUGAAGGCAUGGGCACGCGGGGAGGAGGGGGUGGCAAUGGUGAUAGGGGUGGUCUUUGGAAAGAGGCAGAGGCAGAUGAUGCUGUGGCAGCUGCGGGCGGAGCAACAGGGGAGGCGGUGGGUGAAGCGGGAGGUUGGAGGGGAAACGUGACGAGGGUUGGUUCCGUUGAGGGGCGAAGGGGGGCCAAAGAGGGCCAAGGGAUGGGCGCAGCAGGGAUGGGCGCAGCAGGGAUGGGCGCAGCAGGGAAUCUGAUGGGCGAAAGUGGCAUGGCAGGGAGUGGCAUGGGCGCAGCAGGCAUGGGGGGAGCAGGAAGUGGUUUUGACCGGGAGACAGUGCGAGGGGCGUUCAUGGAGAUGGUGGGAGUGAGCAACCCCAAGGGAUGGGCCAUGCUGCAGCUAACCCCCGAUGCUGCCAGGGAGGCCAUGCAGGAUGCAGUGUUCUGCGUGUGUCUGCCGGACGCCUCGCACUGGCUUGAGAUCGUGUGCAUGGCUCAAGCUGUGCUCAACGGCUGCAUCCCAGUCACCUUCUUCCAUCACUACCAGCACCCCUGGCUGCACUCUCUACCAUUCAGUGCCUUUUCUCUCAACAUUGACCCCAUGGACGUGCACGAGACGGCAAUGAGGCUCGACGUGAUGCUUGUAGAUAUGAGCCUGCUAUGGCGCAUGCAGACCGAGCUCCACUCGGUGCAGCAGAGGUUGCUCUAUAACGAGUCCGCCCCUAUCAGUGCUGUUGACCAGGUUUUUACAGCUCUGCAAAACAAAGCUAGCAUGAUUGUGUAUGGACAACCAUUAUGGAAUACUGAAUGAUUCUACAACCAUAUUCCAAGGGCCUUCUGAGAUUUUACAACAUGUAG